CAGUGACCCAGUACCAGACAACUCGUGAUUAAUCUUAUAAAGAAACAAAAUGCUCUUUGUAAAUCGAAGUUGAUUGAUUCCCUUUAAAUGAGGAAUGAUUUUGUUGCUCUGUUCCUUAUUAUUGUGGAUUGAUUGCGGAGCUGCUGACAACUCUAAUCUCAAUAAUGCAAGCAAUUGUUCUUGCUAUAGUUUCUUUUCAUGGAAGGGAAAAUCAUGGAACUUAGCUCAAGAACAAUGUAUUAAAAGCCAUGGCAACCUCGUGUCUAUAGAAACGCAGAGAGAAUGGGAAUUUGUCAACGCAAAAAUCCAAAUGAGGAACUUCAGCGAAAACGAGUGGUGGAUUGGCCUGAGGAAAGACAAAGGCAGGAGAUGGCAAUGGAAAAGUGGGUCGUUGCUUAAGAUUGAUAAAUGGCAGAAAACAGUAGGACAACCUCACAAGGAUGGAAAAUGCGCUGCUAUGGCAAAGAACUGCCCUGCUGGGACGCAGGGUCUGUUCAAAGACAUGCCAUGCGAUUCCAACAGAACAUUUAUUUGCGAAUAUGAUAUCAGAAGAGACAUGUGUAGAAGGGUUGGCUCCAGGUACUUUUACUGCCAUGGCAACGACUCACAACAGUAUGAAGUAUCGAAACCAGUUUAUGUUAACCAUACAGCUACACGAAUAGUACCAACCACAACAAAAUCACUGGAUACAACAGCCCCGCCAUURAUCUCAGACAAGAUUGGCCUGCUUAUCUUUGUGGUGAUUUUUGGAUUCGUUUUGUUAGUUUGUACUUUAACCUUCAUAUACGUGUUUUGCUGGUGUGUCUAUAAUCCAGGUUACGACGGUGGUGGAAGGGAAGAACAAGAAAAGCURUACAGAUCCAUACCUUCCGAUACUACAUCAAGUACAGUUCCCUACAGCAGUUCACAUAGAGUUCAGUGGUACKUAGAAGACAACAUUCAGACGGAAAGCAUCGAGCUUGUCGCACAAAACUGGUCUUCUUCUCCUGUCGAUGGUCCAAGCGAGCAGCCUGAGAACAGCAUGCAUAUUACUGCUCAACAGGAAAGCGAGAAGUGCAACGAGUUUGAAGAAAAAACUCCAGUCAUUUAUGCUGAAGUUCAUAAGACUUCAUCGACAACAAGACUUCUUGACGAUGAUGCAGUUGUUGUUUCUGAGGAAGAAUCUAGCGAAACAGCCAUUAGCAAAAACCAAACCGAAAAAGUACCGGAUGAUAAAACUGAUACUGUUGUCUACUCCAGUAUACAUAAAACAAARACAAAUUCUGCCAAUCAGGCACGCUCUGGCAGACCUGUACCGUUAAGUCGUCACAGAUCAAACACAGCGCACCCAAGCGUACUUCUCAGUGGCAAUAGCGUUGCCGAGGACAAUUCAAKGUCAUCAAGGAGUCAGACUUGGGGUGCCAAGUCACGUGACCAUACUACAGAGGGCGGAAGCAGUGCAACGUGGUAUACCACCAAUGAUGCACGUGUUGAUACAAAUGAUCCAAACAAGACGACAUCGGGAAAACCAAAUGUGAUUUAUGCAACUGUCGAUAAAUCGAAAAAGACAAAAAGACAAACAAACGAUGCGAGUUARUUAAAUUGUAGAUUAGUCCAUUAGCCAAUCAACGGUCGCGACAAGGAUUGAUUGACAAGCCAGUAUGAAAGGGUUCAGCUUAGGCACAUAAGAUACAGUUGAUAACAAUUUAGCCUAUAUACACCCUUUUAAUAAGUCCCAAGGUAUUUUGUUCUYCGCACUUGACGUCAAAUAUAUUCUUUUGAAUUCCUUUUGUAUUGUMAAAAUUUCAAAAGAAUAAAUUUGACGUCAAGUGCGGAGAACACAAUACCUCGGGACUUAUUAAAAGGGUGUAUAGACGAACAAUACGAUGUAGAAUAGUUAUGACUAGUCUGACUCAUUGAGAGUUUAAAUGUAAUUCAAAUCGAAAACAGUCAAACAAAGUUAGUUUAUUAGAAUAAAUAUACAUAUGAACAAUA
Molecule: messenger RNA, 1974 nt
Organism: Exaiptasia diaphana
Lineage: Eukaryota; Metazoa; Cnidaria; Anthozoa; Actiniaria; Aiptasiidae
Exons: 6
Coding region: 95-1600 (501 amino acids)
Molecular function (GO): signaling receptor activity
Source: RefSeq, a predicted model, not a curated record